This is a messenger RNA of Gymnodraco acuticeps, 4589 nucleotides long. Its product is annotated as phospholipid phosphatase-related protein type 4-like. Lineage: Eukaryota; Metazoa; Chordata; Actinopteri; Perciformes; Bathydraconidae. Gene Ontology annotation, molecular function: phosphatidate phosphatase activity. The record is from RefSeq and is a predicted model, not a curated record. The coding region runs from base 370 to 3240 and encodes 956 amino acids. The transcript has 11 exons. Gene Ontology annotation, biological process: phospholipid metabolic process; axonogenesis; signal transduction.
UCUUAACAGCGGUCACCUGCUGCAGCAGCGCAGAGCGGAGCAGAAAGCGGGGCAGCUCACUGAGGAACUUGGGGUGAAUCCUCUGAACCGCGGACUGUCAACAUGGAUCUUAACGGCAGCUCACAGGGCGCAGCUUCUGGGAACACAGGGCCAGUUCUGCACUAGCAUCUCAUUCUGAAGCCCCCAAACACGCAUAGGGACGGCUGCAGACAAAUCCCAUUAGGCACCACAGCUCAGCUCUGUGCUAUGGAGGUCCACCGAUAAGCACUUGGGGGAACCGGACUCUGUCGGAAUCUCGCCAAAAUUACGACGGGAAUCAAGUACAGCUCCCUGUCGCCCGGCAACGGGAGAGACCACAAGCCACUCGUGAUGUCUCGUGCCAAGGAGAGGCUGAAAGGCGGGAAUGAGAUCAAGGACAGCGUCACUCUUCUGCCGUGCUUUUAUUUUGUAGAGCUCCCCAUCCUGGCCUCUUCUGUUGUCAGUCUCUACUUCCUGGAGCUGACGGAUAUUUUCCAGCCGGUGCAUUCUGGGUACAGCUGUAAUGACCGCAGUCUGUCUCUGCCCUACAUCCUGCCCAGACAGGAAGUCUGCACGCUGCCUCUGCUCUUCAGCUUGGCCUUCGCGGCUCCCACCGCCACUAUUCUGAUCGGAGAGGCCAUUCUGUACUGCUAUCUGUCCCGGAGGUCAGCAGCCACUCAGACGGAGGCCAACAUCAACGCUGCAGGCUGUAAUUUCAACUCCUACAUCCGCAGGGCUGUACGCUUCAUAGGUGUCCAUAUCUUUGGCCUGUGUGUGACAGCGCUGAUAACGGACAUCCUCCAGCUGUCCACCGGGCAGCACACCCCCUACUGGCUGGAUGUGUGUAAGCCCAACCUGACCCACAUUAACAUGUCCACCUGUGAUGAGGCUUUUAUUCUGGAGGACAUCUGCUCUGGACAAGACCCUGGGCUCAUCAAUGCUGGGAGGAAGACAUUCCCCUCCCAGCAUGCAACUCUGGCUGCUUUCGCUGCGGUCUACAUCUCAAUGUACUUCAACGCGGUGUUGACGGACUCGGCCAAGCUGCUGAAGCCUCUGCUCGUCUUCUCCUUCAUCAUGCUCGCCAUCCUGGCCGGCCUCACCAGGAUCAUCCAGUUCAGGAACCAUCCUGUGGACGUGUACUGCGGCUGGCUGCUGGGAGCUGCCAUCGCCGUUUAUCUGGGUGUGUAUGCUGUGGGGAAUUUCCAGCCGAGUGAGGAUCGGUCUAGAAAUCGAGCACCUACCCCGACCCUCAGAGAGCCCCCCCUCUCCUCCUUACCAAAUGUCAGCCAAUCAGCACAUAGCAACAGCCACCAAGGUCACCACACCCUGGCUCCCAGCCAACCAGAGCCCAUCAUCACGAGGACCUCCUCCCACACUUUGUCCCUCAACCAACCAGAGCACAUCCUGACUCGGAGCGCCUCCUACCGAGAGCCGUCUAUGAAUAUGAAGCGAGCCAGUGCUGACGUGGAGGUGAUCACCCCGUCCAGCCCCAUGGGCCCCACCGACAACAUGAUGACCUUCAGCAGCAGCACCCUGCCAAGGUCUCACGGAGGCUCCUCAUUGGAGGAGGGUCGCAAUCCACGUCGUCACGCCGCCAUCCACGCAUCAAUGGAUUCAACCAGAUCCAAACAGCUGCUCAGCCAAUGGAAGAAUAAAAACGACAACAGGAAGCUGUCCCUGCAGGUAAUGGAUGGAAUCAGACCUUGCACCUCCUCCUCUCCUCAGAGAAACAUGGAGCUGCGCUGCUCCUCUGAGCCUUCUGCCAUGGGCCUGGAGGCGGAGCUCCGCGCUGGAACACACCUGCCUUCACUUAUCAGCUGUCAGGAGACGGAGCUGCGUGCUGGGGGCCACAUCCCAGCUCAGUACAUGAAACUAGCGGCAAGCUCUGUUCCUAUGACCAAUCAUAAUCACCUGCAACAUAACGGCAGCACAGGAAUGGCUGGUGGGGCCAGAGUGUCUAUCCAAUCCCGGCCUGGGUCCUCGCAGCUGGUUCACAUUCCUGAGGAGGAAAACGUCAUGAGCAGGGAUCAGGAGAGUGAGUCAGAGGACAGCAUGAUGGACGGUGGGGGGUCAGUGAGAGAGAAGUGGAUGAGAGUGGCCGAGAAGACCACCAUCCCCUGCAGGCCGCUCAGUGCUGGAGGACAGCCUCGUCUUAUGCAGGUGAUAGCCUUAACCAAACAGCAGGGUCUGCUGUACUCUCCUCGGUCCGAGGACGGGGGAUCCGUUCGAUACAGAGCCCUGACAGACCAGGACCCAUCACCGCCGGCUUCCACCACUGGAGCAUUGGGAGGAGGAGGAGGUUUAGAAAGAAGUGGAAGUAUAGUCCGUAUCGAUGCCCACCCAGAGUCCAGAUCAAACAAACCUGUGGUGAAACCUCCGAGCACGGACGGAAGUGGCUCCUGGCGAUGGAAACCACCCGAUCAACGACCAUCCCUCCGCCAGUCGCCGUUCCCCCUCGACGACUUGAACAGACACACAGACAGCUGUGAUUCGCUAAGGGACGGAGGGUCAGUGGACGGCCGGAGGAGCGUGACAGGAAUCGAAAUGGAAAGUGAUGGGGGAGGAGAUGGAGGGGGUGGAGGAAUAGGAGAAGGGGGGGAAGAAGGUGUAUACACAAACCAUCCCCAUGUUGUACACCCUUUACAUCCCUUACAUCCAAAUAACCCCAACAACUUUCAGCACCCCAAUUUUAACCCCAACAAUCCCAACUUUAAUAACAUUCACCUUAACUUUAACCCUAACUCUGUCAACUUUAACCCCAACUCUGUAAACUUUAACCCCAACUCUGUAAACUUUAACCCCAACUCUGCAAACUUCAACCCCAACUCUGCCAAUUUUAACCCCAACUCUGCAAACUUCAACCCAAACUCUGCCAAUUUUAACCCCAACUCUGCAAACUUCAACCCAAACUCUGCCAAUUUUAACCCUAACUCUGCAAACUUCAACCCUAAUUCUGGCAACUUUAACCCCAAUUCUGUAAACUUCAACCCUAACUCUGCCAACUACAACCCAAACUCGGGCAACUUUAACCCAAACUCUGGCAACUUUAGCCCCAACUCUACCAACUCCAACAUGACGAUACCCCCCCCCUGCAAGCUUUGCUCCUCCCUUCCAUCCCCACCCUCAGGCCAUCACCACCAUCAGAGUCACUCCGGUGGAUGGAACGGCUGCCAGCAGCGACGGUGGAUCGGACUGCCAGUCCGUGGCCUCUUCGAGUUGUGAGUCAACCCUGAGGAGGAAGAGUGGCUCCCACAUCAUCCAUGUCCCAGAUCGAGGGCCCACACCCGACCUCCACAAUAACCACCGUAUCUGUGAUGACAGUAACCGUUUCGACAACGAAAGCCUUUUUCAGGAAAACUUUCAAAGUUUCCAAGAAAACCCCAUCCACCCGAACCAUCCCAACCACCCCAGCAGGCAGUUGCAGGGGAUGUUUGGGCGUCCCAGCCCAACGGCUCCCCCUACCCUACCCCGCCCCAUAAUAACUCACACUCCACCACCUACUCUGGGGUUGGCCUACAAAGAAUGAUACACUUUUUGUUAAAAUCAUAUCCUAAACCUGGAAUUUAAAACAUGUCCUUCUUGACCAGAACAAUAUUUAAACAAAUAUGAGAGCAAGUUUGGUUAAAUCUGUCCACCACCGAGGGUCAGCUAUUAGGGAAUCGGAUGACCAAAAACAUUUAGGACCCAACUGCAACCUGUCACCUGGUUAAUAAGGGCACAAUAUUUGGCCAAUUGUGACGCCCAGCAGCUUGCUGACUGAAAAUGCGUUAUUUCUUUAAAGGAGACGUACGUGAGCUGAUCAGGACCUAUUUUCAAAAAGUUAUAUUUCCCCUUUUUUUGAGUAGUAACAUAUUUAGCUCGGCCCAGGAUCUCCCACCGGCAAAUACGACAUAAAUCUUGGCAUUGCUGCUCACAAGAGGGGUAAGUUUGAUUCAACGUGUUUACUUUUUGUCACUUUUUAUUCGUAAAUGUGAAAAAUGUAGUACACUUGCUUCCUAGGCUCAAGGAUAAUGGGCUUAGUAAAGUGCUGACCCUUCGACUGGCUUAGCUCUGUCCCAUUGCUCAACAACAGUGCAGCGCUCAUCUUUUUGUCAUACUGUACACAGGUGACAAUAUUAAUAUAUAAACAUUACAUUGAUCCCACAUGUCAUCAGAUGGAUAUUUGCAUUCAAACCUGUAAAUGUGCUGUGUAUGCACAUUUGUACAUAUGAAUGUGGGUGGCCACAGUGGAAACUAAACCCACAGUCACAAUGAAAAUUGUGUCUGGGCUACAAGGUGUCCCUUUUUGGUAAUAACAGUAUAUCCUGGUGGUAUUGUGUUUGUGAUGAAGAACAAUAACAUGGGACACAGCUUGUGUUUAAAAGUAGUUCAACAAGCGCUCUGUUUUUGACAUGCUGUGUGUUAUAGAUGUGCACUGUAUAAACUGUCUGUGUAGUAACUGUACUGUACAUUGACACAUGCAGCAUGUGAGUCUUCUGAACCAACUUAGAGCAUACACAAGAACUUUCAGUUUGGUUCAUUUUCACCACGUCCCCCAGCAUUGCAGUAUUACAAUUAAAGUAACAGAAAAA